Messenger RNA from Parus major (Great Tit), 3787 nucleotides. RefSeq names its product coatomer subunit alpha-like. Gene Ontology annotation, cellular component: COPI vesicle coat. The transcript is spliced from 29 exons. The coding region runs from base 1 to 3411 and encodes 1136 amino acids. Gene Ontology annotation, molecular function: protein binding; structural molecule activity. NCBI's taxonomy places the organism in Eukaryota, Metazoa, Chordata, Aves, Passeriformes, Paridae. The record is from RefSeq and is a predicted model, not a curated record. Gene Ontology annotation, biological process: intracellular protein transport; endoplasmic reticulum to Golgi vesicle-mediated transport; intra-Golgi vesicle-mediated transport.
AUGUUGACCAAGUUCGAGACCAAAUCCGCGCGGGUGAAAGGUGCAAAUCCCGGGAAAAGCGUCGGAAAAUCGGGAUUCGGGGAAUGCGGGAAGGACAAAAAGCGGCGAAAACGAGGAGGAAAAUCCGUUAAAAAAAAGCGGGAAUCGCCUCCACCGCCCCGGAUUUCCCGGGAUUUCCCAGGAUUUUCCAGGAUUUGGGGAUUUCCCGGGAUUUCCCAGGGAAUUCCAGAGGUUUUUCCCGGCUCAGGGCCCGUCCGAGGCAUCGACUUCCACAAGCAGCAGCCGCUCUUCGUCUCCGGAGGCGACGACUACAAAAUCAAGGUCUGGAAUUACAAACUGCGGCGCUGCCUCUUCACCCUCCUGGGGCACCUGGAUUACAUCCGGACAACCUUCUUCCACCAUGAAUAUCCCUGGAUCCUGAGCGCCUCCGACGACCAAACCAUCCGCGUGUGGAACUGGCAGUCGCGCACCUGCGUCUGCGCCCUCACCACGUUCUCUGGAUUUCCUCGUGCCAGCAACCUGGAGAACAGCACCUACGACCUCUACAGCAUUCCCAAGGACGCCGAUUCCCAAAAUCCCGACGUGUGCGCCCAGUUCCACCCCAGCGAGGACCUGGUGGUGUCGGCCAGCCUGGACCAGAGCGUCAGGGUUUGGGACAUUUCCGGGCUUUCCUUCCACCCCAAGCGGCCGUGGGUGCUGAGCAGCCUCCACAACGGCGUCAUCCAGCUCUGGGAUUAUCGCGUCUGCACCCUCAUCGACAAGUUCGACGAGCACGAUGGUGAUUUCCAUGGAAAAACGGGAAUUUCCCAUGGAAAAAUGGGAAUUCCCCACGGAAAAACGGGAAUUUUGGCCGCCACAACGGUGGAAUGCCACAACGGUGAAAUGCCGGUGUUCAUUCUCACUGCCAUGACGUUCCGGUUGUUUUUCCGGCUGUUUUCCAUAGGCCAUGACGGUGGGAUGUUGGUGUUCAAGCUGGAGCGGGAGCGGCCGGCUCUGGCCGUCCACGGCAAUUCCCUGUUCUACGUCAAGGACCGGUUCCUGCGGCAGCUCGACUUCAGCUCCUCCCGCGACGUCGCCGUCAUGCAGCUCCGCAGCGGCUCCAAGUUCCCGGUGUUCAGCAUGUCCUACAACCCUGCCGAGAACUCCGUGCUCCUCUGCACCGUGAGUCCCAAAAUCCCCGAGUUUUCCCCCAAAAAAACUGUAUUCCCGCCUGUAUUCCCAGUUUCAUUCCCGGUUCCAUUCCCGGCUGUAUUCCCGGUUCCAUUCCCGCCUGUAUUCCAUUCCCGGCUGUAUUCCCGGCUGUAUUCCCGGUUUCAUUCCCGCCUGUAUUCCCGGUUUCAUUCCUGGUUUCAUUCCCGGUUUCAUUCCCGGUUCCAUUCCCGCCUGUGUUCCCUCCCCGCAGCCAUCCUGCUGUGUAACCGGAAGCUGGAGUCGCUGUGCCAGAUCCACGAGAACAUCCGGGUGAAGAGCGGCGCCUGGGACGAGAGCGGCGUCUUCAUCUACACCACCAGCAACCACAUCAAAUACGCCGUCACCUCGGGGGAUCACGGCAUCAUCCGCACGCUGGACCUGCCGAUCUACGUGACGCGCGUGCGCGGGAACAGCGUGCACUGCCUGGACCGCGAGUGCCGGCCCCGCGUGCUCAGCAUCGACCCCACCGAGUUCCGCUUCAAACUCGCCCUCAUCCACAGGAAGUACGACGAGGUGCGGGAAUCCAUUCCCAAAAAUCCCCAAAAUCCGGGAAUUCCUUCCCAGAUCCUGAUCAAGAACCUGAAGAACGAGAUCACCAAGAAGAUUCCGGUUCCCAACUGCGACGAGAUUUUCUACGCCGGCACCGGGAAUUUGCUCCUGCGCGACUCCGACUCCGUCACCCUCUUUGAUGUCCAGCAGAAAAGGACUUUGGCGUCGGUGAAGAUCUCCAAGGUGAAAUACGUGAUCUGGUCGGCCGACAUGUCCCACGUGGCCCUGCUGGCCAAGCACGUUGUUCCCGUCGUUCCAGAAUCCCUGGCGUUCCUGACGGCCGCCACGCACGGGCUGGACGAGGAGGCUGAGAGCCUGCGGGAAUCCUUCGAUCCCGAGAAGGAGACGAUCCCGGCCGUGGAUCCGGAGGCGCGGCUGCUGCAGCCGCCGGCCCCGGUGCUGCCCCUGGACACCAACUGGCCCCUCCUGACCGUCUCCAAGGGAUUCUUCGAGGGCUCCAUCGCCGGGAAAGGAAAAGGAGGAGCCCUGGCCGCCGACAUCGACAUGGACGCCGUGGGCACCGAGGGUUGGGGCGAGGACGCCGAGCUGCAGCUGGACGAAGACGGAUUCGUGGAUGCCGGGGAAGGAUUCGGAGAGGAGGGAACGGGAAAAGGGCAGGAGGAAGGAGGAGGAUGGGAAGUGGAAGAAGAUUUGGAUCUUCCCCCCGAGCUGGACGUCGCCGCCGGCCCCGCGGGAGCGGCCGAGGACGGAUUCUUUGUGCCCCCCACCAAAGGCACCAGCCCAGCCCAGGUGUGGUGCAACAAUUCCCAGCUCCCCGUGGAUCACAUCCUGGCAGGAUCCUUUGAGACAGCCAUGAGGCUGCUCCAUGACCAGGUGGGAGUGACCAACUUCGGCCCCUACAAGCAGCUCUUCCUGCAGACGUUUUCCCGAGGCCGGACGACAUUCCAGGCGCUUCCCAGCCUCCCCGCCAUGUACGGAUUCCCACACCGCAACUGGAAGGAGGGCGGGCUGAAGGGAGCGCUGCCGGCCGUGGGGCUGAAGCUGGGCGAGCUGAUCCAGAGGCUGCAGCUCUGCUAUCAGCUCACCACCGCCGGCAAGUUCGAGGAGGCCGUGGAGAAAUUCCGGCUGAUCCUGCUCAGCGUCCCCCUGCUGGUGGUGGAUAACAAACAGGAGAUCGCUGAGGCGCAGCAGCUGAUCGCCAUUUGCCGGGAAUACAUCGUGGGAUUGUCCAUGGAGAUCGAGAGGAAGAAGCUGCCCAAGGAAACGCUGGAGCAGCAGAAGAGGAUCUGUGAGAUGGCCGCCUACUUCACGCACUCCCAGCUGCAGCCCGUGCACAUGAUCCUGGUGCUCCGCACUGCCCUCAACCUCUUCUUCAAACUCCGCAACUUCAAAAGCGCCGCCACCUUCGCCCGGCGCCUGCUGGAGCUCGGCCCCAAGCCCGAGGUGGCCCAGCAGACGCGGAAGAUCCUGGCGGCGUGCGAGAAGAACCCCAUCGACAGCCACCAGCUCAACUACGACCAACACAACCCCUUCGACAUCUGCGCCGCCUCCUACCGCCCCAUCUACCGCGGCAAGGCCCUGGAGAAAUGUCCCCUCAGCGGCGCCUGCUACAGCCCCGAGUUCCGCGGGCAGAUCUGCCGCGUUACCACGGUGACGGAGAUCGGGAAGGACGUGCUGGGGCUACGCAUCAGCCCCCUCCAGUUCCGCUAGGAAUUCUCCUGGAUAAGGAAAUUCCCACUCCCCAUUCCAGCAUUUCACUCCUCCCCUUUGGCCAUUCCCAUCCUCCCUUCCAGGUUUUUCCCCACUUUUAGCAGGAAUUUUUGUUCUCCUCCUUCCCAGACCGGUUUUUCCUGCGCUUUUAUCCCGGAUUUUUUCCAGAGGCAGCUUUUCCCAAAUCCUGGUUGUGACACAACCACCUCUGCUCCCCUUAAAACCCCAAAAAACUUGGAAAAGCCGGGAUUGGCUCCGUAAAUCCCCAAUCCAGGGAAACCCUGCUCCCUCUGGAAGCGGCUCCGUUGCUCCUUGCGUCGUUGUGGUGGCCGCUUAACGAGCUCCCCUCGUUAAUAAAGUUUGUUAAUCACCUGGA